UUAAGCACUGAGCCAUAUCAGGUAAUUAAAUACACAUCUAAGGAAAGUUAAAUAAGAAGACAGGAGGCUUUAUGUGCUGUUUAUCCUAGAGGGUUGACAUGAUAAGUGGACUGUAUUGGAUUCGUUUAGAACACUCCAAUGGUGUGAAGAAAUAGUGGUCUGUAGGGGUCCAUACCUUGGCAACAUGGCAGGUCCUGCUGAACCUUCCGAUCUCAUGCCUCCAAAAGAGGAUGAGGUGUUUUUUAAGAGCUAUAUCCCACCAGCACGAGAUGCCAUCCAUAUGCCUAUCCAUGUGCUUUAUAUGGUUUUGGCCGGCAUUGUCAUACUUAUGACACUCUAUGCCAUCAUUGGUCACCUCAUCAAAGACCUACUCCAUGAUUUAGCAGACUGGUUGUUUGGUGAGCAGCCAGAGGAGGUAAAGGUAAACUUCUUGGAGGCUAGAGAUAAGUUCAUGGCAGACUGGUGCCCAGAAACAAGCCCUGAAUUGGAGGAGCUGGCCCGAGCUGAGCAGAUUAAAGUAGUCAUGGAGAAUAGCAACCACAAUCCAGCGAUGUGGGUCAUUUCAGAUGGGAGUGAAACACGUCCUCCACGUGCUGGACCACGUGUUGCAUUUCAUAAAAACACCUGAGCUUUGUUUGGC
Molecule: messenger RNA, 640 nt
Organism: Clarias gariepinus (North African catfish)
Lineage: Eukaryota; Metazoa; Chordata; Actinopteri; Siluriformes; Clariidae
Exons: 3
Coding region: 185-628 (147 amino acids)
Source: RefSeq, a predicted model, not a curated record